This is a messenger RNA of Talaromyces atroroseus, 318 nucleotides long. RefSeq lists its product as hypothetical. The record is from RefSeq and is a predicted model, not a curated record. Bases 1 to 318 code for a protein of 105 amino acids. The transcript has 3 exons. NCBI's taxonomy places the organism in Eukaryota, Fungi, Ascomycota, Eurotiomycetes, Eurotiales, Trichocomaceae.
AUGGCUUCUGAGAUGAGUCCAGGCAAAGCUCGUGCAGGAUGGACACCGGAGCUGAAUCGCGAACUUUUUCUCGCCAUCCUUGAAUCUAGCUCUAUCGACUACGUCGCAAUUGCUAAACGCGUUGGUGAAGGCCACACUAAAGAUACAGUCCAGCAACGUAUCUACAACCUCAAGUACGGACGUGUCAAACACUUUCCUAUGGCUGGACCUGGCGCUGCAAAGUCCGCCAAACGCGAAGUAGCAAAAGCUAAGAAGCGAAAACUCAACCACGAUUCUACUACAGACGGUAAUUUCGGCAUCAAGGAGGAAACUGAUUAG